Messenger RNA from Lobosporangium transversale, 786 nucleotides. Its product is annotated as restriction endonuclease type II-like protein. The transcript has 4 exons. The coding region runs from base 1 to 786 and encodes 261 amino acids. The record is from RefSeq and is a predicted model, not a curated record. Lineage: Eukaryota; Fungi; Mortierellomycota; Mortierellomycetes; Mortierellales; Mortierellaceae. Gene Ontology annotation, cellular component: nucleus; ERCC4-ERCC1 complex; nucleotide-excision repair factor 1 complex. Gene Ontology annotation, molecular function: single-stranded DNA binding; damaged DNA binding. Gene Ontology annotation, biological process: UV-damage excision repair; mitotic recombination; meiotic mismatch repair.
AUGACUAAUGAUACUAGCGCUAAUAGUACAGGUGUCAUUACCUCAGCGAUACAGCCAUCAUCGUCAUCAUCAUCCGCCGCUGCAACAUCAGCAACAGCAGCAACAGCAGGAACUACUACUGAGCAAGCAAAUACCACUCCUGUAUUUGUUCCAAAAUCAAAAUCAACUGUUGUUGUCAAACCUUCACAACGCGGGAAUCCCUUGCUUCAAUUCAUCAAAAAUGUACCUUACGAAUAUGGUGAGAUCGUGCCUGAUUUCAUUGUUGGACUGACAUCCUGUAUCUUGUAUUUAAGUAUCCGGUAUCAUCGACUGCAUCCGGAGUAUAUAUAUAAUCGAAUUUCUACGUUAGGAAAAACAUUCGUGCUUCGCGUCCUUUUGGUUCUUGUCGACGUGGAAAUGCAUCAGCAAGCCAUCCGCGAAUUGACACGGGUGGCAAUGCUAAAUAACCUUACAUUGGUCUGUGCAUGGAGCAAUGAAGAGGCUGCUCGUUACAUUGAAACGUACAAAGCUUACGAAAAUAAGGCCCCUGAUGCUAUCAAAGAGAGGAUUAGCAACGACUAUAUUUCCAAAUUGACAGACUGUUUGACUCAGAUCCAGUCUAUCAACAAGACUGAUGUGGUAACACUUGCGUCGACAUUUGGUUCGUUCAAGAAUAUCAUGAAUGCACCUGCUGACGAAUUGGGCGUAUUACCAGGGUUCGGCGAACGUAAAGUGAAGAGACUGUUAGAAGCAUUUGAUCAACCUUUUGCAAUAGACCCUAAAAAGAGACGGCAACGUCGUCGAUGA